AUGAUUGUUCCUGUGAGAUGUUUUUCCUGCGGCAAAGUCGUGGGCGACAAGUGGGAGGCUUACCUAAAUAUGCUACAGGAAGAUGAGCUUGAUGAAGGAACCGCUCUUUCGAGACUAGGAUUGAAGAGAUACUGCUGCAGAAGAAUGAUUCUGACACAUGUCGACCUUAUUGAAAAGUUUUUGAGAUACAACCCCUUGGAGAAGAGAGAUUAG
Lachancea thermotolerans CBS 6340 is the source of this 213-nucleotide messenger RNA. It is a transcript of the gene RPB10, whose product is annotated as DNA-directed RNA polymerase core subunit RPB10. Gene Ontology annotation, cellular component: RNA polymerase III complex; RNA polymerase I complex; RNA polymerase II, core complex. Gene Ontology annotation, molecular function: zinc ion binding; DNA binding; DNA-directed RNA polymerase activity. Lineage: Eukaryota; Fungi; Ascomycota; Saccharomycetes; Saccharomycetales; Saccharomycetaceae. The coding region runs from base 1 to 213 and encodes 70 amino acids. Gene Ontology annotation, biological process: tRNA transcription by RNA polymerase III; transcription by RNA polymerase II; transcription by RNA polymerase I. The record is from RefSeq and is a predicted model, not a curated record. The transcript has a single exon.